This is a messenger RNA of Nerophis lumbriciformis (worm pipefish), 1689 nucleotides long. The record is from RefSeq and is a predicted model, not a curated record. NCBI's taxonomy places the organism in Eukaryota, Metazoa, Chordata, Actinopteri, Syngnathiformes, Syngnathidae.
AUGUAUUCUCCGAUUUGCCUCACUCAGGAUGAAUUCCACCCGUUCAUCGAGGCGCUGCUGCCGCACGUCCGCGCCAUCGCCUACACGUGGUUCAACCUCCAGGCCCGCAAACGCAAGUACUUCAAGAAGCACGAGAAGCGGAUGUCCAAGGACGAGGAGCGCGCCGUCAAGGACGAGCUCCUGAGCGAGAAGGCCGAGGUCAAGCAGAAGUGGGCCUCCCGGCUGUUGGCUAAGCUGCGCAAGGACAUCCGGCAGGAGUACCGCGAGGACUUUGUGCUGAGCGUGACGGGGAAGAAGCACCCGUGCUGCGUGCUGUCCAACCCGGACCAGAAGGGCAAGAUCCGCCGCAUCGACUGCUUGCGGCAGGCCGACAAAGUCUGGCGCCUGGACCUGGUCAUGGUCAUCCUCUUCAAAGGCAUCCCGCUGGAAAGUACCGACGGCGAACGCCUGGUCAAGUCGCCGCACUGCACCAACCCCGCACUUUGCGUCCAACCGCACCACAUCACAGUUUCCGUCAAGGAGCUGGAUUUGUUCCUCGCCUAUUACGUCCAGGACCAAGACUCCCAGCAGUCAGGAAGUCCCAGUAACAAUGAGCCUGGCAAGAACCCUCUUCCAGUCUAUCUGGAAGACAGCUUCAUCAAAUCAGGAGUGUUCAGUGUCGCGGAGCUGGUCCGAGUGUCGAGAAUGCCCAUCACCCACGGUGCGGCGGUCAACUUCUCCAUGGCGGACAUGCCCGGACAACCCUACUAUCACGACCUGAACUCCAGCGUGGGGAUGCACCGCUCCCUGUCCUCCCCUCCCGGCAGCAAAAGACCCAAAACUGUCAACAUGGAGGAAAACAUGGACACCAGCCCGACCGGACCUGACUUCUACUCGUCGCCCAGCUCGCCGGCCAGCAACCGGGCGAACUGGCACGACCGAGACGGAGACAUGUCCUCACCCACCAUGAAAAAGCCUGAGAAGCCGAUGUUUAGCCCCACCUCUCCGCAGGAUUCCUCGCCCCGAAUCAGCACUUUUCCCCAGCCGCAUCACCCGGGCCUGACGGGCGUCGGACACAGCGUUAUUUCGACGAGGAGCCCGCCGCCGCAUUCGCCUCUGCAGUUCUCCGCCUCGGCCAUCCUGCCCCCCGCUCCGUCGUCCUACUUCCCGCACACCACCAUCCGCUACCCGCCCCACCUCAACCCAGCCGAUCCCCUCAAGAGCUACGUGCCGUCGUACGACCCGUCCAGCCCACAGAGCGGCCAGCCCAACAGCAGCGGUCAGGUUGUGGGCAAAGUCCCGGGGCACUUCACGCCGGUCCUGGCUCCCUCCCCGCACCACGGCGCCGUGCGACCAGUCUCGCUGUCCAUGCCCGACACCAAGCCCAUCACCACGUCCACGGAAGGAUACUCCGCUCCCGGGACCCCGACGGCGAACCGCUUCGUUGGCUUGAGCUCCAGAGAUCCCGCCUUCCUCCACCAGCAACAGCUGAAGAAGUGUGACUGGAGCGUGACUCAAAACGGCAGGCAUUACGGCCCCAGUGCCGCCGACGACACUUUGGGGAUUGCUUGGCAAAGUCCUGGUACCUGGGCGAGCUUAGUUCCAUUCCAAGUGUCGAACGGGACGCCGAUUCUUCCAACAAAUGUCCACCAGAACUACAGCAUAAGCAUCAUUGGUGAGCCGCUGGUCCCCGCCGAGACCGGCAACUGA